CCAACCAGCUCACAGCUAAAGAGCUCCUCUGUUCCCGCCACGCUGAUCGGGCUUUAAACCAGAACUUGCCCCCUGAAAAAAAAUUGAGAUUACCAAAGGAAUUCAUUGCUCAAGUUUAAAGGUACAACAUUUUUUUCUAUCUUAGUAUUUUACCAUUUCACAUGUCUUCAAAUACAUACUUACCAUUUGACCAGUAGCUGUAUCUGUGUGUGUCUGCAUGUGUGUGAGGCUGUGAAUCAAUAUUAGUAUAACCGCACGUGUGUUAGUUACUCGAGUGUACGUAUAAGGAAGUCUGAAUGCCCUAUGGGUGCAACACGUGUUCUUCAUUCAUAUACACAGCGUUUCAUUGACAGAAGACUUACAUUAUAUUAUAUUUUGUAAUCAUUUUUGGACUUUGUAUGUGCUGUAUAGAGUUUUUGAGUGACAGUUCUUAUAGAUUGUAGCAAAGCCAUGAUACACAGCACAACUCAAAAAAUGGAUAGACUACCUUUCCGCACUUGUUUUUGUGCUCAAAUAUCAAAUGCUACCUCUCACAAUAUGUUCUUCCCUUUCAAUCAAGACACUCAUAAGUGAGGAAGAGGAGCAACAGCUUUCAUCAAGCAGCACCUGAAAGGUGUGUCCAUCAAAGUUGACUGACAAGUUCAAGUUCCUGCAAGUUUUUUAACAGAUCUGACGAUUCCAGAGGCAGCUAUGACUCAGAGCAAUGGAGAGAACCGUCAAAGGAACCGGAGCGGUCUCCACCAGAUCCGGGCCAUGAUCCAGUCCCGAUCAAUGCUGGCCAAGAAGAGAGUGGAGAACAUCACGAAGGAUGACGUGAAAGGAUUCUUCAAGAGAAACGCCUUUGUGCUCUUUACCGUCGCUGCUGUAAUUCUUGGCAUCAUACUUGGAUUUGCCCUCCGACCUUAUAAAAUGUCUUACCGGGAGGUGAAGUACUUCUCGUUCCCUGGGGAGCUGCUGAUGAGAAUGCUUCAGAUGCUGGUGCUGCCCCUGCUGGUUUCCAGCCUCAUCACAGGUAUGGCCGCUCUGGACGGCCGUGCUUCUGGGAAAAUGGGGCUGAGGGCGGUGGUCUACUACACCACCACUACUGUCAUUGCCGUGUUCAUCGGUAUCGUCUUGGUUCUCAUUAUUCACCCUGGGAAAGGAUCAAAGGAUGAGUUCACCAAACAGCCAAAGAUAGAGGAGAUCAACGCAUCUGAUGCCUUCCUGGACCUCAUCAGAAACAUGAUUCCUCCUAACCUUGUGGAGGCUUGCACCAAACAGUUCAAGACGCAGUAUGCCAAGAGAGUAGUCCUCGUGAGGAUAACAGUGAAUGACACCGUAUUCACACUCAACGGUAGCGAGGAGAUCACCCAGGAGGAGACGAUCCCAGUGCCAGGGUCGGUUAACGGAGUCAAUGCUCUCGGCCUGGUGGUGUUCUCAAUCUGCUUCGGUCUGAUCAUCGGGAGCAUGAAGGAACAGGGGAAGCCCCUCAAGGACUUCUUCGACUGUCUCAAUGAAGCCGUCAUGAGGCUGGUCGCCAUAAUCAUGUGGUACGCCCCUAUCGGUAUCCUGUUCCUGAUUGCUGGUAAGAUCGUGGAGAUGGACGACAUCACAUCCAUGGGUGGCCAGCUGGCAAUGUACACAGUGACCGUCAUUUGCGGCCUGACCAUCCACGCCGUAGUUGUCCUACCAACGCUCUACUUCAUCGUCACCAGGAAGAACCCCUACGUUUUCAUCGCUGGGCUGUUGCAGGCACUCAUCACUGCCCUGGGAACAUCAUCAAGUUCUGCCACACUGCCGGUCACUUUUAAAUGCCUGGAGGAAAACAACAAGGUGGACAAGCGCGUGACCCGUUUCGUGCUCCCUGUCGGCGCCACCAUAAACAUGGAUGGCACAGCUUUAUAUGAAGCCCUGGCUGCCAUCUUUAUUGCUCAGGUCAAUGAUUAUGACCUUACCUUUGGACAGAUUCUCACCAUCAGUAUCACGGCGACAGCAGCCAGUAUUGGAGCAGCUGGAAUCCCUCAGGCAGGACUGGUCACCAUGGUAAUAGUGCUAACGUCUGUAGGCCUGCCCACUGACGACAUCACACUCAUCAUUGCAGUUGAUUGGUUCCUGGACCGAUUGCGCACCACCACCAACGUCCUCGGAGACUCCAUCGGUGCAGGUAUAGUGGAGCACCUGUCUCGCCACGAGUUGCAGAAGAAGGACCCCGAGGUGGGCAACUCAGUGGUGGAGGAGGCCGACAAGAAGCCGUACCAGCUCAUCUGCCAGGAGAAUGAGUAUGAUACCGAGAGGCAUGCUGACAGCGAGACCAAGAUGUAGAUUUUUGUCCAAGGUUGUCUACAUUCCUAGGAAAACCAUUGCACUGCAUUGAACCACGCUCUCAAACUAUGCUCCUCUUAAUUUGAAAACCUUCCUCUCACAAGGUUGGAGGGUUUGAAAUAAAUUGAUCUACAGCUAGAACAUUUUUCAGCCAAGAUGUGCGAGAUGUAGUGUGGUCUUUCCUGGCACACUGUCGACUUGAAAUGGUUUGCUGUUGCAUUGUCUUUACUAGGGUUUGUGAUAUGAUGCAGAUUACUGUAUCUGCCAUAGGGUGGCAGCUGUUUACUAUGAAGACUGAACUACUUUAGAGCCUAAUGAUCCGUGGCCUGUGUGCCAUAGCCAACCUCUCUCAGAACUGUGAUGACUAAUCUCACCCACUAGAGGUCUGUAUUGCUGUGAGUCUUAACGCCCAUACUUGCACAGCCCAGGCUAUAAAGUUGUUGCUUUUGUUUUGUUUGCGCGAUGUUGUAUAUGAAAAGUGUAAGUGUAAUGUUGGAUAUCAUGCACAUACACUGGGGUGACCGGGCCAACUUCGUUGGGGGAAAAUGGCUGCUUAUUUUACCAACUUCUGUUGGUGGCUAUAUUUUCUAUGAUUUGGUGUAUUUUCAACUGACUGAGUGAGUGAUGUAAUUUACCCUAAAGCACACAUCCCUUUGUCCCCUAAUUGUCCAAACCAGGAAGUGCUGUCAGACUAACUUGGCCACUAUCCAGUCUAGUCAACCAAACAUUACAAUCAUGAAGACUGAUGAACCAAAAUCACUCAGACAUGUUUUUAACGAUACAUUUGCUGAGCUAAGAAUUUUAAAAACGUAAUCAAAUCAGAAUUUUAAGCCAUUGUAUUUCAACCAAAAAAGCACCAAAAAGACUUUCCAAAUUUCUAUAUAGUUUAUUUAACUCAUACCUGCCCAUGCCUAAACAUAUUACUGACCAGCACAAUAAUACAGUACUGCUUCAAUGGGAAGAUGGUAGUGAUUUUAUUUCUGAUGAAUUCUGAUGGUGAGUGUGAGUCGAUCCCUUACAUAGGCCCCCUGACAUGGGCAUGGAUUAAACUAACAUUAUUUGGUUGAAAUAUUCACAUGGUAGUAUGAAAUAUGUCUUUUAUAUUAAAUUAAUAAAAUGGUAGCCAGUAGGUUGGAUAUUUAACCUCAAAUUGUUUAUUCUCAAUUCAGCUUUCUUUAGAUAAUACAAUCUAAUGUUUAUUUCAUUUGAUUCAAUACGGAUGCAUGUUGUAAAGUAACACAUUUCAGUUCAUUUCCCAUAUCUUUUGUUUUAGCUAGCUUGUACUUGAGCUACUUCAGUAUACAUAACAAUGUAUAAGUUGCUUUGUACAGAAGGUUCUUCUGAAUAUACUGUACUUGUAUAGAUAAAUGUAGAUAAAUGUGUACAUUAAUUGUAGAUUUUAAAUGGUAAAGGGUUACUUGAGGAUUGCAUAUGUAAAGAUGUUGUAACUAUAUGCUCUAACAAACCUUUUGAUCAAACUAACGAUUCCCUCUAGUUCCUUUUACAAAUGCAAAACUGGCUGGUUUAAAGGACCAAAUGUUUUUGUCCUUUACACACUUGAGGAAAUGGAAUAGUUCCUUUGUUUACAGUUGCGGGUGUCUCUCUUGAUAUGAUUGUUUCUCUCAUGAAUUCACAUGUGACUGCACACACAAACACACAAACACCUGACUGAGCAAUAGUUGUAGUUUUAUCUUGCAUGGAUUUUUAUGAAUAAAAAAAAAUAAAAUCGGUGGUUGUGUAUUUAUCAUUUUAUCAUGGACAUCUGAAAGACAACAAAUGUAAUCUAUGAUAUGUGUAAAAGGUAGAUGUAUCUACAUGUUUAGAAUCCUUGUUUAAUCCUCAUUUGACAUCUUUCUGGAUCCAUAUUCUGUAUGUUUACCUUUUUGUCAUCCUGAUUGUCUAGAAUUGAUUUUUAUUUGGUUGAUUUAUUCUGUACACCCAACAUCAAUUGCAUAUGUGUUACCCUGUUAAAGUUUUGGUUUAGAGAGUUUUUUCUUAUCUGAAUCAAGGGUCAAACAGACAGAUGGUGUCAUAUGCUGCACAGAUUAUAAAUCCCCCUGACCAAAUUAGUCCUAUUGUGCUGUAUAAAAUUGACUUGUCUUGAGCUAGUUUGGACAUACGUAUUCUAGGCAGUGUGCAAACUACCCAUAUUCAUACCUCAGAGCUACCCAGAGG
Messenger RNA from Anarrhichthys ocellatus (wolf-eel), 4476 nucleotides. It is a transcript of the gene slc1a3a, whose product is annotated as solute carrier family 1 member 3a. Gene Ontology annotation, molecular function: neutral L-amino acid transmembrane transporter activity; L-glutamate transmembrane transporter activity; glutamate:sodium symporter activity. The transcript is spliced from 9 exons. Gene Ontology annotation, biological process: D-aspartate import across plasma membrane; L-aspartate import across plasma membrane; L-glutamate import across plasma membrane. Gene Ontology annotation, cellular component: plasma membrane. The record is from RefSeq and is a predicted model, not a curated record. NCBI's taxonomy places the organism in Eukaryota, Metazoa, Chordata, Actinopteri, Perciformes, Anarhichadidae. The coding region runs from base 691 to 2301 and encodes 536 amino acids.